GUUUUGUUGAGGUGAACACUUUUAAGCAAUUUGGAUAAAUAUCGGUCAAGGUUUUUUAUUUGGAGGUUUUAAUGUUUAAUAAAAAAAUAAGUGAAAGAUUUUUAUCUGCGAGGAUUUAUCAGUAUAAAUAUCUAUUUGCAUUCAACUGACUGAGUGUCGAACACAAUAACUCCAAAAAUAAAAUGUAACAAUAAAUUUGCUUUGUUGACAUGGAUGUUUAAAAAGUAAUAUACAACUCUAUCAAGUGAAGGUCUUAGAAUGGAGAUAAGCUGAAGGAUCAGUGAUUUAUUAUAAAGUUGAUGGAUUUUUCAUGUGCAAACGAUCUCAAGGAAUUACGUGCAUACACUGAAUACGUCGCCUCAUCCUGUGAAUUGUGCUAAGUGAAUCCUCAAUGCUGUUAGAUGGCAUCAGUCGUGCAGCUGACUGUCACGUGAAGGAUGCAGAAUGCGGUCAGCAAAUGCGCCGUGGAAAUAAGUAUAACUUUUGAUGGAACAGAAACGGUAGAACCCGUGCCCGAGUGCCUACAGGAUGUCUUCCUCAACAAUUCUCUGAAUGAAGUCGAAACACAGCUAGAAAACCACAUAGUUCUACCAAAACGAUAUGCGCAGACGACAAGUAACUGUACGGAUGCAGCAAAUACGGAGAUCUGGCGGGAAAAUGAAAAUUGUCGUCUAGAAGAUAGGGAGCGAGACCUUUCUACGGCACUGGAGUGGAUAAAAGAGGAAAUGAAAAUAAUGAAGAAACAAGACAGAGCGAUUCUUCGGCAGUUUGUGGCCUUGCGGACCCAAAUUAUCCAGCUGCAGUGCCACUGCGAUGACUUCUUAUCCUCCACUUCCGACCUCAGCCUGGCAGGCAGCACCUUCUCAUUGGACGACGGACCAGAUGGGCCCUAUGGCCGCAACGGAAACUUCCGCUGUAGCCCGGAUUUGGAGCUGACCGAGUUCCGGGAGCGCACGUCCUCUUUGCUGCUCCCGGGAGCCCGACCCGCUCGCCCGGUGACACGGGUGAAGUGGAAGAGUAACGAGUAUUUGUGAAAAAGUGAACAAUAACGCUGUGCCUUUCUACCUCUUAUCAAACCGUAAACUCUAUAUAGGUGCUGGAGAUGCAUGUUCAGGGGUCCAGAGUAUAUUUAUCAUUCAACCAGACCUAUAUAGACUUUCCUCACCACAGCAAGUUACUUAGUUCUCGUUGAUAAGACGCUGUAGUCUGUACCACUACUAUAACCGGAACAGACUGAAUAUAAUGACAAAUGGGCCAGAGAAAUGGAUACCUUAAUAGGAUGGUAAUUAAUCGCACGUUAGGGAUAGGUGCAGCAUAUAUAUCAUUUGUGUUGUAUGGUAUUGAAAGGCAAUAUAUCUGCUUUCUAUGAAUUCAAUAGUUGUAAAAGUGCUGCAAUGUAUAAUAGGAAUUAAAAUUUAAAUAUAUUAUAUUCGUUUACGUUUGUGGUUUACAUGUAUGUGUAAAUAAUUCAGUAUGUAAAGAUCAUUUGUUUCUUUCCAGCUAUUCUCAACCUGAUAGUUCUAGUUAUUGUAAAUAUUCCAAAAAAACACACACAUUCGA
Mya arenaria is the source of this 1560-nucleotide messenger RNA. RefSeq lists its product as uncharacterized. The record is from RefSeq and is a predicted model, not a curated record. NCBI's taxonomy places the organism in Eukaryota, Metazoa, Mollusca, Bivalvia, Myida, Myidae. Bases 438 to 1034 code for a protein of 198 amino acids. The transcript has 3 exons.